AGGCGACGCGUCGCUGUCUGCCGCUGCAGAAGAGAUCAGAUGGGGAGAACAUUUUCAAAAAAUGGUCCCCAAACUUCAGGGCCUGGGUAAACUGGCAGGACACACUGCCGUCAGCUCGGACAGAGACUGUACUUGUGAAGGCUGCAGUGUCAACUAAUAACGAUGCAGUCCCUGCCCAUGGAAGUGGGAAGCAGCAGCAGCAGCUCGGCUCCCAGCGACACAUCAGACUCAGUGGUGCAGGUGUGCUUCCCCAGCGCUCAGGCCUCGGUGCUGGACAGCCUGAACCGGCAGAGAGAAGACGGCAGGCUCUGUGACCUCUCCAUCCACGUCCAGGGACAAGUGUUCAAAGCCCACCGCUGCGUCCUGGCUGCCUCCUCACCCUACUUCCAUGACCAGGUACUACUGAAGAACAUGUCUACAGUCUCCAUCCCAGCAGUAAUGGACCCGCUGGCGUUUGAGAGCGUGCUGAGCUGCGCUUACACCGGUCAGCUCCGGAUGCUGCGUGAAGACAUCGUCAACUACCUCACGGUGGGCAGCGUCCUGCAGAUGUGGCACAUCGUGGACAAAUGCACAGAGCUGCUGAAGGAGGGCCGGGCUGCAGCGGGAGGAGGGAGCAGUGCAGGAGGUGGCGUGCAGGAGGGAGCCAGUGCCGGAGGAGGUGGAGGGUCGGCUAACCUCGGGUGCAGCAGCAGCAAUGGUGACGGUGCUGCAGGCGGUGGUAAUGGAGCUGGUAGUGAUGGGGCUGUUGGUGGAGGUCAAGCCCAGGUGGUGGGGUCCAUUGAGCCCCAACCUGCCUCCCAACCUCCCAGCCGCCCAUCAGUGAGUGAGAGCCAGUCUCCCAGCAGCACCAACUACUUCAGCCCCAGGGAUGGGAGCAGCUUCGGAGGAAGCGGUGCGGCUGCAGCUGGGGCUUCGGCAGAUGGAGGUGGGGCGAGCAACACCCCCAGCUAUUGCACCCCAUCGGGAGGAGAGGAAGCCUUCCUUAUUGAAGAAGAGGAGGAGGAAGUAGAGGAGGAAGAGGAGGAGGUGUUGUACCACCAAAGGAAGAGAGGAAGAGGAGGAGGCAGCGGGAGGAGGAAGAAAAUGAGCUCAGUGUCAGAGCAGGAAGUUGGAGUCAGCGACAGCUUUGGUGUGUCUUCCUAUCAGGAUGGGGAGGACUCAGCGAUGCCGCUGCAGAAGCGUCCUACCUACAGCCAGCCCAGCAUUAUGCCCCGUAAACAGUGGGUGGUGGUGAAAACCGAGCGCAUGGAGGAUGACGACCUCAUCGUAGUGUCUGGGGAGGAGGGAGGAGAAGAUGAAGAGGACGAGGAUGAGCGGGAGAUGGAGUUGGCCAGAGAGAGGGAGAGAAGUGACUUCAACAUCUCCAACGUUAGGAGCCUAUCAGCUGAUCUGGGAGGCAGAGCGGAGAAUGACAUGGACUCACAGGUGGACUACUGCCAGUCUUCAGAAGACUACCUCAAGUUUGAAGGCAGUUUAAUGGACCAGACUUUAGCUCAGCACCUUCAUGACAGUGCAGCAAGUCAGAGCCAGAGUGCUAACCGUGCCGUUUCAGCACUGCUGGGCCAGGUUCAGUCUGCCGCCUCGGCCCGGGCCCAGCUUUUCCCCCUGGACAUGCAGGGGAACCAGAUCCUCCUCUAUAGCCAGGCCUCCGGGCUCUCUCUGGACACUGCCGCCCCUCCACUGGGGAUGGCAGGUGGUAUGAUAGGAGGAGCCCCUUUCAAAGGUCCCAGUCUGGAGCACGGUGCAGUCCACCUGUCGGUGCAGGGCGGUUUGGGAGUUGAUGGCAUAGACAGUGGGGGGAUUGGAGGGGGAAGUGGGAGUGGUGGCAGCAACAGCAGCACUGGGGGUUCAGGUAAAGUGUUUAUGUGCCACUGUGGUAAGACCUUCACCCACAAGAGCAUGAGGGACCGCCACAUUAACAUGCACCUGGACCUGAGGCCCUUCCACUGCCCCGUCUGUGCCAAGAAGUUCAAGAUGAAGCAUCACCUCACAGAGCACAUGAAGACGCACACGGGCCUCAAGCCGUACGACUGCCUCGGCUGCGGCAAGAAGUUCAUGUGGCGCGACAGCUUCAUGAGGCACCGCUCGCACUGCGAGAGGCGCAGUGGCCUGGGAGAGAGCGGGGAAGGUGGGAGCAACGGCGAGGGAGGGAGAAGAGGAGGAGGUGGAGGUGAGGAUGGAUCAGAUUUGAUUUCCUCCCCUCACCUCCUCCUUUCUGCAGGUGAAGGAGGACAGGGCGCUAUCCUGGGAGGAGGGAGAGGAGGAAUGUCUGUUUCUUCUCCACAUCUUUCCGGCACUGUUUUGUCGCCACAGCACACCGGCGUCUCAGCAACAGGAAGUAGCAGUAGUAACAACAGUGUAAGUAACAGCAGCAGUGCUGCUGUGAGCAACAACAUGGCCUCCGCAGGGGCGCUUCUAGGGGUCGUCUCCCAGAGUCCUGGUCAGGGAUCAGGGAUGUUUGCUGGUCUAGGAUUGGGUCGAAGUGUGUGUGAUGAAGACGUGUGUGAAGUCAGUGCCAAUGAUAGUAGCGUGACUUAAACCGCAAGUGUAUGUUAGGUCCAACGGGUGCCUCUUUGUGAGCAAACAGUCAGGCUUCUCGUUCCUGCUGCUGUUUUUACAAUAUAAUAAACUUCGAAGAAGCUCUUCUGAAAUACUUUUAACUGCCAACACUCAGCAUUUCAAGCAGGAGGUGUAUACUUUGUCAAGAGUGGGGAGAAUAGGAGAGGCUCCCGUUGGACACACAACCUGAAGAAGCUGUAAGUGUUUAUUAAAAAAUGGGCUUUGAGAUUCCAGUCGACUGUUGUGCUGCAAGGUUUCUGAAACAGACUUGUGGUCGCGCUGAUGCCAUCUUAAAUUAUACGCGAUCCUCACACCACAAAGGCUGUUGGAAACUUGCCUCCGAAAAGUGGCCUCAUUAGAAAUGGACCUUUUGUCUCAGUAAGUAAGCUAUUGUUUUCAAUAUCCCAGAUGUUAUCAAAGUUUAUUUUUUGGUUUUGUGGAAGAAUGCUUUGCGUGUCGAGAGGAAACCAAAAACGAAGAGACAGUGCUUCACUAACUGUUACUUUCUGUGGCAACAUUAUAGUGUCAGUAGAGUUAAAAAAAAUGGCUGUUCAAAUAGCUGUGAUUUUUUGCGGUGUUGUAUUAUAAAAUAUCACUGUCAUAUGGUUUAAAAAAAAAAAAAAAAACACAAAUCUGCAGGAGAAAAACUUACUCAACACAUAAUUCUACAAAGAAAAGAAGAAGCUACAAUUGCAGAUUUGUGUUUUUUUUCCCCUCACAGCAGCAGUGGUACAUAUUUUCCUCAGUGUCCCAUGUGACAGACUAAAUGUCAGCACUGCCAUGUUGUUUUAGAUGAUACUUCGGUGCUGCUUUGCUUGAAGCCCAAGCUGGAAUACAGUGAAAGGCACAAUCAUUUAUCCUCACCACAAGGGAACUCUGAUUGAUCCCAGACGUGCGUACAGGGAGAUAUUUACCAGACAGGAACAAGUUUGUCUUGUUGAAGUAGCUAAAGAUGAAAUCUCUUUUCCAAUAUGGCCGAGCCCGACAUAAACACAAACACUACCUGUAACUGAUAAGCUCAGAACUUCCUCUGUGGACCUUUAAAAGCAGGGGGCGAUUGAUCUGCUCGGCAGUAGAAGCCCCCGAUGCUUUUAUUUUUGCUGCUGUUACCUGCUUUCACUUUCUUGUUGUUCACAGAGUUCUCGUGCUUUGAGAAGUAUAUUAUUACUGUAAAUAUAUAGAAAUAUAUGUCGUUUACUCAUCAGACCUGGAACAAUACUAACUUGUAAUACUGAUCCAUCGGUUUGCCGCCGUUUGAUCUGCUCUGGAAGAAGUUUAUCAGUCGUAGAGAAAGUGUUCUGCAUCCCUAAAGUCAUCUGAGUCUGCAGAUAUCUGAUAAUUCAGUGAAGGGUAUUAAAAUCUAGCAAUGAUGGUGGUUUUAUCUAAGCUAUACAGUGUAUGGUGUCUUUACAAGCAUACCUCCUCUAAAGGGUUGACACAAUAGAAGUUAUGGACCCAAAUGAAAAGUAAACCUCAUUUUUGCAGUAGCUGUUAUGCACACAGAGAAGUCACAUAUUUGUUUUAAUCUUUUUAUAUGACGAUAUUUUGUUAUGAAGAGUGCUACACAUUUCAUUUAUCUUCUGUCUUUGGAUUCCCACUGGUGGAUUUUCUUCCUGCAAACAUGUUAACAUCAUAGAGUCAUGUAGGUCCUGACCUCCCAAAAGGUUGUAUCUAUUGAUAUUAUCUGCAGGAGUUUUGGUCUCACAUCUGCUCCUGUUUUGGCCUUGGAUGCGAAUGUGUUAAAAGGCUUAAGAUUUCAGAGUGAAGGUCAGCAAUGUUUUGAUUUUUUGGAACCGCCUCAAGAAAACUUCAACUCUAAUGGAAAAAGGAAAUUCAAUAUUGGACUUGUCAAGUGUCCUGAAUAUUCUGUUUCCUCUUUGGAUUUUCUAAAUUUUGAGUAACAGUGGUAUUGAAAACUACAAGUUGAUAGACAAAAUAUUCAGUAACAACUUUAACACUUUUUUUUUUUAUCUUGUGGGAAAAAGUUAAUCAUUUUGUUUGCACAAGAUAAUUAACUUGUUCCCACAAGAUAGUAAUUUCUGUGCAUAAGAUAAAAUAAUAUCACAGGACUUUCGAGGCUCCAUAGAAAAUAAAAUUUGAUAAGUAGAGCUUUCUCCAUCACGUGUUGGCUCUGUGCAUCUGUAGUCGUUAGAGACGCGUGUGAAUUUGUAGUAGAUUAUCUUGUGCACACAAGAUUAAAAAAUAUCACUUAACAGAACUUGAAAGCCUCCAUAGAUUUGCAUUCCUUUCUAUAAUCAAACUGUUGUACAUUUAACACCUGCUGAAUCAAUAUUUGGGGGAAGGCUGGAUUGCAGAUAAUUCACUUCUGGGAACUCAGGACUUGGAGUUCAUCAUUGUCUACUCACCAUGAAACAAAAAAGAACUUGCUCUCAAGAUGCCUAAUUGAAAUGCAGGUCGGUUUGUUUACCUUGAACCUCAUAGAAACGUAACCUCAAAGUUUCUCUUUCUCAUUUCUCCACUGAACACAAGGAUCAUGUUCUCUGGGCCCUGCUGUGGUUUAAAUACUAUUAGUUCUGUGCUGUAUUUACACUGGCAGCAUUCUGAACAUUUAGCAGUUCAACUACUGAUAAGACUCAUUGACAGUACACACCACAGUAUAGAUACUUGUAGCCUUUGCUUUUCCAUUAAAGCACUAAGUCAUGUAUGUGUCGCCAUGCCAACAUUUUUGCCAAGUGGGUUCAGGUGCCUUACAAGCACUUUCACUUCCUCAGCACUAUUUUUGUCUGUGUAAUAUUCUAAUCUUACAAUGGAAACAUAACAUGUAGUAGUUACAUGAUUUAAAACAAAUGUAUGUAUAUAGAAAAACAUUGUGUGGUAAAGUAUGUUUACACCAUUGAGUUCAUUAGUACUUUGUAUUGGGACAUUAGCGUACAAGAUAUAUUAAAUCAAAGGUAACCAUAGCAACAGUACUGAUGUUUUACGAUACAUCACCAGAUAGCUCUCACUGGUGAACCUUAAAAAUACGAUACAUUCCUAUGUGUCCUUUUAUAGAAAGUUACAGACUUGUUAUAAGAAAGCAAACACUUUCUUCACAUCGCUUGUUAUCUUAUGUUGUCGACUCACCUCACGGAGCUGCUCGUAACACUUUCAGAAACUCACAAACUUAUCCACAUUUAGCAGGCUGCAGAUUCUCCACAAGGGGGGGCCGUUCACACAUCAUCAGAGCAGGAAAUGUUGUCAACAUCAGGACUCCACCUGCAAUAUUGCAAACUUAAAUACUUUUUACUGUAGCAUGAGUUUUAACAAUGACCAGUGUGUCUCAUUUAGAUAAAACUUCAAGGGUGAGUUCAGUAUCUUUCAACUCAGACCAUACAUUAACAUGUUUGUUUCUAUGUGACUAGUGGGAUUGACAGUUGUUAAAACUGGUCCAGUGCUGAGCGGGAGGGCUGCAGCCAGCAGCUGUUUAACAGGUUGCAAUGUCACCAAUAUUGGUCAUGUUCCCUACUCAGAUUAUGUCCAUUAAAAGUGCUUGUUUUUGCCACUGACAGGCUUAGAUUACUAUUAGAAGUGUCCAACAAAUUUAUUUAAAGGAUUCCGGCAGAAACACCUUUUUUAAAAAAAAAAAAAAAAAAAGGAGUAAGAACCUUUUUAUUUUAACCAGAAACAGCCUUGAAGUCACCAUCACCUAACCGACCAAACUUAAUUUGAAUAAACAUUAAUUUUAGUGUAUGAAGUUAAAUGGUUAGUUGGCUUUGGUUAUAAAUCUUUUGGGGCAGUUUCUGAUUAAACAAAAAGGAUCUCACUCUUUAACAAAAAGAUCUAUCUCUGUAGGGAUCCUUUCCAUAAUGUCAGAAACUUUAAACAAUAAUCUGAGCUGGUCAGUGGCAAAAACAAGCACUUUUAGCCAGCUGAAAUUGACAGUGCACAAUUGCCCCUUAUUGUUGCAUUGCAGCCUGUUUCAGGCUGGUUGCAGCUGUCUUGCUUAACACUGGACCGGUUUUAAAAGUUGUUGCCCCCAUUAGUCAUGUAGACAAAAGAUAAGAAGAUAGGGCCCAGGUUUAAAACAUACCAAACGUACCCUUUAAUUGUAAGCAAGUGGCCCCUUUUGAAAGAACAAACUAUGUAAUCUAAAAUUUGGAAAAAUGUGGUUUUAUAGAAAAGAGAAGUGCAUCAUUAUUUUUGAUGAAGUAAUAUUCAUUUUCAAAGAAGUGUGCCUCCUUGUGGCCACAGCUGUUACUUUGAUUAUGAGGUUAUGAUAAUGUAAAGCUGCAGCGGUGUGAUAACUGUGUUUAUUUAUGAAGCUGAAUUAUCUGUGUCCAACACACUUUAACCAAAUCGUACUUCAGUGUGCCAGUGUAGCUACAGCACAGCACAGGACAGUUGGUGGUGGAAGAAAUAUCACACAUGACCUCUUAAAUAUUUCACAUGCCUUCGGAGAUGCAGUUACAUAGAGAAAAGUGAUAAAGGAUAUGAAUGUUUUACCUUCUAUGAAGGCUGAGGUUGAAUAUUUUUAUAUGCAGGUUUGGGGCUAAAUGAAAGGACUGUUGGCUUUUGUAUGUGUUCAGUGAUCUGUGAUGUGUGACCUCCAGUGUUUCCUCUAUGACUUCACUUGUGUUUGUAGGUCAGUUGGGUUUCAAAUUUGUUCCUGUUUGUUUACUCCUCUACUGAACACCUACAGAGAAAACAGUGGAUGGUUGUAAACGCAGAAUGUGUGAGUGACGUGUAUAAUGGUGAUCUAAUGCUUAUCCUAAGUGUGGAGUUAAACAUGUGCAUAUAGAUAACUACACAGAGUGAAUGUAGGUAAACAAGAUGAGCACAUUUAUUUGUAUGUAUGUCUACAAACACAACGUGAAGAUUCUGAGGUGUUUUGUGUUCAGAGAAGGCUCAGUCAGAAAUAUGUGAACUCUUGGGAAACCAGUUUUACUGAUUUUUAAGCGAUGGGUGACAAAAUAAUCUCUACUUUUUACUUCCAGUGAUUGAGGAUAGUCUGAGGUUUAGUCAGUAACAAUCCUGAUGUUAGAUUCUGUAACACUCAGUCUGUCAUGUAAACUAACACAGGAAGUUGCGGAUUUAAAGGCACAGUCAGCAACUUUAAUCUAAUACACUUUUUGUUGAAUUCAGCAGAUAUGUCCUCAUGGUCUGCUUCCUGUCUGAUCUGUGUGUGUGUGUGUGUGUGUGUGUGUGUUCAUACACAGCCCUAGCUCUGUAAAUGGCAAACAAACAAAGUUGCUCAGACCCAGCUACACAUCACUAUUGCAGCCAAUCAGUAACAGGGGGCGUUUGUGCUUGUGCACAGGACAGGAGAAAGGCCAUGGAUGCAUUCGGGUAUAUCGGGUGGUACGCAGGGGACACAUCCCCCUCAAUAUGUGUGUACACUUGUCUCCCCUGCUCCCCAUAAAACAGUGGAGUAGCAGAGGACUUUAGUGUUGACAAAAUUAAAGACAUUUAUACCUUAAAAUGAAGAAGAAAAGGGACAAAUUGAUGCAUAAAAAAUCACCAGGAUGCAGGAAAUUAAGUGUUUGAUGCUCAGUUAUCUGGCAGAGGACCUUCUGAGGGAGUGCUGAGGUGGAGGGGUGUAUUUAUUUUCAUGUUUACUUCAAAUAAUAUUCUUUCUCCAGAAUUACUGACUCCAACUUUACGUGCAGUUAGCAGUUUACAUCUGAUAGCAUGUGGUCUGGACAUAUGCUAAAUGCAACUAUACAGAAACAAUUUUUUUUAAAAGAAGACUGACAUAAUUUGAUCUCACUAUAUCACCUCUACAUCUCUAAAUUUAGCAUCCUCUUAUUUGUAAAUGUGCUGAAUCAGAAAGUGCAUAUUAAAAUACUUACUUUAUGACACAAAAAAAUAAACAAAAUAGACCCCAAACCACAGAGUUCACAGUUUUUAUGUGUUCAAGGGCCCCGUGGUGACUGAGGGACCCUAUAAGCACCCUGUUAUUUCGCAAUGCCUUUUGGUGUCCUCGUAAAUAAUGGAAUAUGAUGCAGUUUAUUGUUGUGUCUCCAGAAGCUCUGCAGCUUCAUCUGCUGCAGCGCUAACACACUGAACAGUUUCUGAACUACAACAGACAUCAUCUAUUGUUAUUCUUAUCCAUGGCCCAUUUGUUUUUCUUGCCCUUUCAUUAACAUGCUUUCAUAACAUUGCAUUGUAUGCACUCGUGCCAAUAAAGCCACCUUAAUUAAAACAAAGGAAUCAAUCAAAAACUCCAAACUAGGACCACAUGGUUUCCCUUGCACCCCAUCUAAUAUGAAUGAGCUGAACAUUCUUUUAUCAAGAGAAAGAAAAGAUGGAAGGAUCCACGUAGAGAGCUCAGAGUUGCUGCUGAAAACUAGACUGAGGUAAUUUAAUUAUUUUUGUACAUUCCACAAACUGUGUAACUUCUUACGUCUUCUGAUUGACCAGUUGAUUGUUGAACUGAAAAUGACAGUUGUCAAUAGACAUUUUUAUGUAAAUCCUGAGUGGUACUAAUAAUGUAAUAACCUACAGUACAUCAGUAUUCAC
Epinephelus fuscoguttatus (brown-marbled grouper) is the source of this 9018-nucleotide messenger RNA. It is a transcript of the gene zbtb22b, whose product is annotated as zinc finger and BTB domain containing 22b. Gene Ontology annotation, biological process: regulation of transcription by RNA polymerase II. The transcript is spliced from 5 exons. Lineage: Eukaryota; Metazoa; Chordata; Actinopteri; Perciformes; Serranidae. Bases 163 to 2538 code for a protein of 791 amino acids. Gene Ontology annotation, molecular function: protein binding; RNA polymerase II cis-regulatory region sequence-specific DNA binding; DNA-binding transcription factor activity, RNA polymerase II-specific. The record is from RefSeq and is a predicted model, not a curated record.